Molecule: messenger RNA, 210 nt
Organism: Dovyalis caffra
Lineage: Eukaryota; Viridiplantae; Streptophyta; Magnoliopsida; Malpighiales; Salicaceae
Source: the annotation of a GenBank genome assembly
AUGAGCAAGCAUACACAACAUAGUCAUUCGAGACGAGCCCAUACAGAGGCGAGACAAGAGAAGCCGAACCCCAAAAUCCAAAGCGACCCAAUAAGCACUGGAAGAGCACCCGGACAACCCAAGAAGACUAGAAUCGAAAGACCCCCGAUAGCGACGAACCGGACCGGAGAAGACUACAAAGGAACCAACGGAGCAUUAAAUCAAAGCUAG